AUGGGAUGCGGAAAACCUGCAAAAACAGUUGAUAGCAUACGUGCAUCAGCUUCUCUUGAAAACGAAAUUACCAAAAACCCAAUUCCUGAAAAGAAAAAGAAUAAAAAUGCAGUUUCUUCUGAGGACACAAAAUUUGGGACAGUUACAUCUGAUUAUGAAAAAUUCCAAGUAAUUGAAAAUUACCAAGAUUAUCAGAUUCUUAAGGCUCGGCAUAUCUCUAGUGAUCAAAGUAGGCUUAUUAAGAUGAUCCCAAAAGAAAAACUUACCGAAAAAUUUUUAUUUAAAAAUACUUCUAAAGAGCUGAGGGAGUCAAAAAUAUUAAACAUGCUAUCUCACCCUAAUAUCCAAAAAUGCCUAGGAGUUAUAGAAGAUAACACCCGUGUUGGCAUCGUUUAUGAAUAUCUUAAAGACAUGGAGUCUUUACAAUCACAGAAUAAGAUUUACAGCGAGCUAGAAACCUCCUAUAUCAUGAGACAGCUAUUUUCUUCUGUAGCUUAUAUUCACGCUAAAAAAGUGGUCCAUAGGAAUAUAAAUUUGAAAAAUAUUUAUAUCAAUAGUGAUAAUUUAUCAGUAAAACUAUGCAAUUUUGAAGACGCCUAUAUAAAAGGCCAAGAACCUCCUCUUGAAUUUUCUGGAGAGCUGCCUUUUAUUGCUCCUGAUUUCAAAAGUAGCGGAUAUCAUGAAAAAAGUGAUGAAUGGAACUGUGGAGUUGUAAUGUAUAUGCUUUUAACUGGAGAAUCUCCAUUUAAAGAUAAAAAUGAAGAAGAAAUCAAAGAGAUAAAAGAUAUAGCAAGCUAUUUAAAAGAAUUAGAAAAAUACAGCACUUUAUCUCUUCAAGCUAGAUAUAUAAUCGAACAGCUGCUGAGUACUAAUUUAUUGACAAGAAUAUCAGCAGAAGCAGUAAAAAAUUAUCCAUGAAUGCAAAAAGGGUAUAGAAGAAGUAAAACAAAAAGAAAAACAAAUACACAGAAAGAGCUGAGUAUCACGAAUUCAAGCUUGUCAAAAGAAACUGACUCUCCAGGAAGACAUCUAUCUUAUUACCCAGAAAAUAAAAGCCCAGAUGACUCAAAAUACCUUGACAUGAACGAGCUUCAUGAUGAAUUUAUUGAGGAUUAUAAUAUGUUUUUGAAAAAUUGGGUAAAAAGGCUUAAAUAUAAAGAGGGGAAAAUUCCUAAUAGUUAUCAAGAUUUUUGCGAAAAAGAGAUGAAAAAAUAUGGAGAAUUUAUCCUUGAUAUUCAAGAAGAUUCAGAAGCUUAA
Blepharisma stoltei is the source of this 1257-nucleotide messenger RNA. The record is from the annotation of a GenBank genome assembly. NCBI's taxonomy places the organism in Eukaryota, Ciliophora, Heterotrichea, Heterotrichida, Blepharismidae.